This is a messenger RNA of Corylus avellana, 2973 nucleotides long. RefSeq names its product tetratricopeptide repeat (TPR)-containing protein (gene NPG1). NCBI's taxonomy places the organism in Eukaryota, Viridiplantae, Streptophyta, Magnoliopsida, Fagales, Betulaceae. Gene Ontology annotation, molecular function: protein binding. The record is from RefSeq and is a predicted model, not a curated record.
UCACAUUUUUCCAACUUUUUCGUCAUGUAAGACGAUAGUUGUACGAAAAAGCAUUUGGGUACAAUAAUUAAUUAUCUGUUCGGUUUCUGAGAAAAUUAUGAAACGGAAAGGAAAUUGGACUUCCCAGUUUUUGUUACACAAUAUAUUUGGUUUCUCACACCUACACGAACGUCUCUCUCUCAUCGGCCAUAAUUUACUCGGACCCUUUGAAACCGACGGCACACCAAUCUCGGAGAUUUGGUUCCCAUUUAAGCUCUCAUUUGCAGCCGAUUAAUCUUAGAUUCUUUCCCUCCGCGUCUGAGACAUUGAGUUACAAAGCGCAAAAAGCUUUCGUCUUUGAAGCCAGGAGGUCCAAGAAUUUGGUUUCUGAUUCAUUUUUGGCUUCUGGGGUUUCCACACUCUGCUGCAGCAGUCAAACUCUCGGGGUCUAGUGUUAAAGAAAUAAAGGUUAUGGGAAAAAAUAAAAUUUAUGAAGAAAGGUGUCGCCAAAAGCUGUAGGGAGCCGAUUCAUGGAGUUUGGAGAGCAUGAGAUAGGCAUCGAGGUUCGAGAAGUCUAUGCAAAUGGCGUUUGGAUGAAAACAACAGAAGUUGAGGCGAAGCUUGAUGAGGGAAACAUUCAAGAAGCCGAAUCUUCAUUACGAGAAGGCUUAUCGCUCAAUUUUGAGGAAGCAAGAUCCCUUCUUGGUAAGUUGGAGUAUCAAAGAGGUAAUAUAGAAGGUGCUCUUCGUGUCUUUGAGGGCAUCGAUCUCCAAGCUGCUAUACAGCGAUUGCAACCUCCCAUUGCUGAAAAAGUGCCUUCCAGGAGGGGUCGCUCUUACUCUGAGCCACUGCAUGCGGUCUCACAGCAUGCUGCUAGCCUGGUGCUUGAAGCCAUAUACUUAAAAGCCAAGUCUCUCCAAAAGCUGGGGAGAUUAAGUGAAGCUGCUCGAGAAUGUAAAAGUGUGCUUGAUGCUGUGGAGAGGCUAUUCUAUCAGGGCAUACCUGAUGUUCAAGUCGACAAUAAAUUGCAAGAGACAGUCAGCCAAGCUGUAGAGCUCCUUCCAGAGCUUUGGAAGCAGGCUGGUCACUAUCAUGAUGCGAUUUCGGCUUAUAGAUGUGCGCUUCUUAGUCAAUGGAACCUUGAUAAUGAUUGCUGCACAAGAAUUCAGAAACGUUUUGCGGUGCUUUUGCUGUAUGGUGGAGUGGAGGCUGGGCCACCCAGUUUAGCUGUCCAGAUUGAUGGUUCAUAUAUACCUAAAAAUAAUCUAGAAGAGGCAAUUUUACUUUUGAUGAUUCUUAUGAGGAAAUUUAUCCUUGGUAAGACACAGUGGGAUCCAUCUGUAAUGGAGCACCUAACAUUUGCACUAUCUUUAUGCCGCCAAACGCCUGUUUUAGCUAAGCAACUUGAAGAGAUCAUGCCUGGGGUAUAUCAUCGAGUUGACCGUUGGAAUUCUUUAGCUCUUUGCUACAGUGGAGCUGGACAAGAUGAUGCUGCGUUGAAUCUAUUGAGGAAAUCUUUACAUAAACAUGAACGACCAAAUGACCUCAUCGCACUGUUAUUGGCCGCCAAGAUAUGCAGUGAGGAUUCCCAUCUUGCUGCUGAGGGAGUGGUAUAUGCACAGAGGACAAUUAAUAAUGCUCAGGGGAUUGAUGAGCACAUAAAGAGUGUGGGUCUUCGUGUGUUGGGCCGUUGUUUGGGAAUGCAAGCUAAAGUUUCUUCCUCUGACUUUGAGAGGUCUCAUCUUCAGUCCGAGGCAUUGAAGUCAUUAGGUGGGGCUAUUGCUUUGGACCGCAAUAAUACGGACUUGAUUUUUGAGUUGGGUAUUCAGUAUGCAGAGCACCGAAAUUUGAAUACUGCUUUACGCUAUGCAAAGAAGUUCAUUGAUGUAACAGGUGGAUCCAUAUUAAAAGGUUGGAGAUUGCUUGCUCUGGUUUUGUCUGCUCAACAGCGAUUCUCAGAGGCUGAGGUGGUCACUGAUGCUGCUAUAGAUGAGACUUCCAAAUGGGAGCAAGGACCACUUCUCAGGCUGAAAGCAAAGCUAAAGCUCUCCCAGUCACUACACAUGGAUGCUAUUGAAACUUAUCGUCACCUCCUUGCAUUGGUUCAAGCCCAGAGGAAAUCUUUUGGGCCUCUUAGAAUGUUUCCUCAGGCUGAGGACGAUAAAGUCAACGAAUUUGAAAUUUGGCAUGGACUGGCAAAUUUGUACUCUAGUCUUUCACAUUGGAAGGAUGCAGAGAUAUGUUUAGGGAAAGCCAGAGAGCUAAAACAGUACUCUUCUGAAGCACUGCACACAGAAGGUUCACUGCGUGAAGGUCGUGGACAGAUCCGAGAAGCUCUUGCUGCUUAUAUUGAUGCCCUUCUACUGGAACCUUAUUAUGUUCCUUGCAAGAUCUUGAUUGGUAGUGUGUUGUCAAAGAGAGGCUUGAAGGUAUUGCCUGUGGCAAGAAGCUUACUGUCAGAUGCAUUAAGGAUAGAUCCUACCAACCGAAUGGCAUGGUAUUACUUGGGGAUUGUUCACAGGAAUGAUGGACGAAUAGCUGAUGCUGCAGACUGCUUUCAGGCUGCUUCCAUGCUUGAAGAAUCCGAUCCCAUUGAAAGCUUCAGCUCUAUUCAUUGACAGCCUCCAAUCUAUCAUAGGGUUAUUUUAUUUAUUUUUUGUUUUUUAUUAGGUGAAAUUUUUAAUAUUUAUUUGUUCCCUUUUUUUUUCCCCUUCAAUUUUCUGCAACAAAAUUUACACCCAUGCUUGGGAAUUGUUUUCUUGUUAAAUAUUUGCUGUUUUGGAUGCCCCAACCCACCCCCGCCCCCCAAACUGUUUUUUUUUGGCUGUCUGACUCCUCCAUGGUAAAGGCACAAGGUAAAGCUUAGGUUGAUGAAGAGGACUUAUAAACAUGUCUUGGUUAAUUUGCAAUUGUUGCCCAGCUGUGUAAAUCUGUGUUGUCUAACUUAGCAGCUGUUGAAAGAAAUUUAUAAACUCAUUUUCUUUGUGAUGUAUC